AUGGCACUUUUCCAACGCAAACAAAGAUCACCCUCCAGAAGGCUGCUCCUCCCGUUGUGGGCCCAGGACAGUGAAAGCAUCUUGCCCCUGAGUGCCAAGUUUGGGGCCAGCCUGGAGGUGUGUGAAUAUAUGCUGGAGUCUGCCAGAGACCUGGGGUUGGCGGUGGUUGGAACCGGCUUCCACGAGGGCUCAAGAUGCCAGGAACCCCAUAGCUUCACGCAGGCCAUCACCAACUGCCGGCGCGUGUUCGAGAUGGGCCGCGGGGUCAGGCAUGACAUGAGUCUCCUGGACAUCGGAGGGGGCUUCCCUGGAGAGGAGGGCUCUGACUCUAAGCUUGAGGAGAUGGUGGGAGUGGUCAACAAUGCCCUGGCCCAGGACUUUCCCUAGGGGACAGGCGUCGAGGUCAUCGCAGAGCCCGGCCGCUUCUACGCAGCAUCUGUCUGCAUGAUCGCUGUCAACAUCAUUGCCAGGAAGGCUGUGCUGGAGCCCGGAGGCUACUGGAAGCUGCUGUUCUAUCUCAACAACGGCCACUAUGGCACAUUCUGCAUUUCCAGGGAGACUGAAUCCAGGAUGCCCAUUGUGGUGAAGGACCUCGGCCCCAAGCUGCCCCUCUUCUCUUGCACCCUCUACAGCCCCACGUGCAAUGCCUUUGACAAGCUGUUCUUGAAGGAGGUGCAGCUGCCCUAGCGGGACGUGGGCGACUGGCUGGUCUUCCCCUCCACGGGUGCCUACACGUCCGCCAUGAGCUCCGCCUUCAGUGGCUUCCCUCUCCCCUCCAUCUGCUGCUCCCCUCUCCACAGGAGCCUGCUGGAGACCGCACUGUAG
Kogia breviceps (pygmy sperm whale) is the source of this 825-nucleotide messenger RNA. Lineage: Eukaryota; Metazoa; Chordata; Mammalia; Artiodactyla; Physeteridae. The record is from RefSeq and is a predicted model, not a curated record.